UCGCUCGACCCUCCUUUUUGCGACAAUGGAAGAACUUUUUGAACACUCGGCACAACCCUCGAGGGAUUACAAACCGAAGAUCAGCGAAGAGUACUUGACACCAUCACGCAGCUACGAAAGUGUGGUCUCGACGGAAUUCUCUCUCUGCCCGAUAUUGUCGUCUGCGGGGAUCAGUCGGCCGGCAAAAGCUCCGUGUUGGAAGCACUGACCGAUAUACCUUUCCCGAGGAACGAAAAUCUCUGCACGCGAUUUGCCACGGGAAUCAGCCUCCGACGAGAGCUUACCGAGAGUCUCACCGUCAGGAUAAUCCCGGGCAAUGAACGGGGCCAAGAAAAUCAAAAACGAAUCAAAGAGUUCUCGGAAUCCAUCACCGAUUUCAAGGACUUGCCCCUCAUCAUAGGCGCUGCGAAGAAAGUCAUGGGCAUCAGUAAUGGGGGCGGUAAUAGCUCACAGCUGGGCCAGGCACCUGAUAGCGCUUUCUCCAAAGACACGCUCAGCAUCGAGAUCAACGGACCUGACCGCCCGCGGCUUACCCUGAUCGAUAUACCGGGCUUGAUUCAGUCCGCUACGAGAGGCGUCUCCGAGAAUGACGUGGCUUUGGUCGCAGACAUCACCGACCGCUACAUCAGGCGGCCUCGUACCAUCUGCCUGGCCGUCGUGUCGGCAACCAACGACGCGGCCAACCAGCCGAUCCUUCAACGAGUUCGCAGAUUCGACCCGCGAGGCGACCGUACGCUCGGUAUCAUCACAAAGCCCGACCAAUUGCCGGAGGGAUCUGGCUCCGAAUCCAAGUUACUCGAGCUCGCUCGCAAUGAGGAUGUGUUUUUCAAGCUUGGGUGGCAUGUCGUUAGGAACCGCCGUUUCUCCGAGAACGAAUUUUCAUUUUGGGAACGCAACGCAGCUGAGAUGCAGUUCUUCCGCACGUUAAAUUUUCGCAAUCUGCCACGGGAUAUCGUCGGCAUCGAGACUCUGCGGGCGAGAUUGAGCCAUCUUUUGUUCGAGCACGUCUCCGCAGCCCAGCGGGGAUCUCGAGCGGGUUCUCCAGGUAGACAGGCACGAGUUGAAUUUGUUGGGCGAUGUCCGGUGGGAUCCCGAGAUUGCCGUGUAUAUCUGGCCCAACUCACUAUGGAUUGUCAGGAAAUUUGCAGAGCGAGUCUCAAUGGUAAUUACGAGCAUAGUUAUUUCAAGAAGGGCGCUGAGGAGUCGUUCUUACUGCAGAGCAAGAGCACUAUCGCUCGGCUCAGAGCUGCUGUGCAGUACAGGAAUGAGGUGUUUGCCGAAACCCUACGGCAAAAGGGCCACAGGUACCAUUUCGUGUCCACAACAGAGAAAGGGCUGGUUGUAGCGGAGGACCUCGACCAGAACAAAACGUCUAUGACGCCGUCGCCGAAGCCGCUCUCCAGAAAAAAAUCCGGCGCAUGGGUUCAAAAGAUGCUUCUCCGUUCGAGGGGUACCGAGCUGAUUGGGAACUUCAACCCGCGUCUCAUCGGUGAGCUGUUCUGGGAACAGUGUCAGCCGUGGGAAAAUCUGGCUAGAAAUCAUAUCGAGCAAGUAGGUCAGCUGUGUAGGGAUUUCCUCGCCAAUUUGCUAGAACAGAAAGUUCUUAAGGAGAUGAAGGGUCGCAUUUGGACAUUCAUGGUCCAGGACACGCUGGCCGAGCGGAAGCAGGCAGCGUAUGACGAAUUAGGCAAGCUCAUGAGGGACAUCAAAGAAUUUCCCAUCAACUACAACCACUACUACACAGACACCAUCGAGCAGCGGAGCCAAGAGAGGCUGAAGAUACGAUUGGAAUCUUUACUCCCAGGCACCUUCGCACAAGCGCCGCCCGUGAACUGCAAUCGUGGACACCAUUACGACAAGUUCGAUCCGGGAAUGGAGAUGAACAACGUUAUAUCGGCCUGUUUGAGAAGCAAUGUAACUUCCAUCGACAUGAAUAAGUUCAGCAGUGACGAGGCCCUAGACUGUUUGCGGGCAAUCUACAAGGUGCAGUACAAGACCUUUGUCGCCAAUGUGACGACGCAAGUGAUCGAGCGGCACAUGAUUCGGGGGCUCGACAGGAUAUUCUCACCGCUGGUCAUUAUCAGCAUGGCAGACGACAAGCUUGAAGCCAUUGCUUCGGAGCGGCCGGAAAGUAGGCGUCAGCGAGUUUUUUGUCGAAUCGUGUGCAGAAGCUGGAAGAGGGCCGCCGAAUUUUUCAGGAGUUGAUUGGUACGCAGUCGGUGGCCAAAGCGAACGCACACUGAACGGGCCGGAUGAGUGGCAUUGCCACACCCAGCAGCUAAGCUGUGAACACCAACUUGCGAUGGAAUCUGACGAGAAUACAGUGAAGUGCGUGGGCAAUUUUGGUUGCAAUCGACA
Messenger RNA from Colletotrichum godetiae, 2358 nucleotides. RefSeq names its product P-loop containing nucleoside triphosphate hydrolase protein. The record is from RefSeq and is a predicted model, not a curated record. Lineage: Eukaryota; Fungi; Ascomycota; Sordariomycetes; Glomerellales; Glomerellaceae. Gene Ontology annotation, molecular function: GTP binding; GTPase activity; microtubule binding. The transcript is spliced from 2 exons. Gene Ontology annotation, cellular component: microtubule; membrane; cytoplasm. Bases 418 to 2205 code for a protein of 595 amino acids.